This is a messenger RNA of Salvia miltiorrhiza (redroot sage), 1718 nucleotides long. RefSeq names its product RNA pseudouridine synthase 7. Gene Ontology annotation, molecular function: pseudouridine synthase activity; RNA binding. Gene Ontology annotation, biological process: pseudouridine synthesis. NCBI's taxonomy places the organism in Eukaryota, Viridiplantae, Streptophyta, Magnoliopsida, Lamiales, Lamiaceae. The coding region runs from base 98 to 1324 and encodes 408 amino acids. The record is from RefSeq and is a predicted model, not a curated record. The transcript has 14 exons.
AACAGUGAAUUCAACAAUUUCCCAAAAGAAAGGGGAAAAAAAAAGUAAUGAAGGGGUUUAGUGGGGAAAGCAAGCAGCUAAAACAACAGUAAAAAGUAUGAAGGGAGGGAUGAAGAGAAAGAGAAGCCAACCAGACGAAACCAUGGACAUUGUGUGGCAAACUCCCGCCAAUCCUCCUCAUCGCCAAGAUUACAUUUUUCGGGACGGAGUAAGAUACGUCAGGCCAUACUAUUUCGAGUUCAUUUCGCAUGCAAAGAAUAGAUGGGCGGGGAAGACCAUUGUCGAUUUGUUUACGGAUGAAUUUAAAGGCCGACCUCGUGAUUAUUAUGUGUCUGCAGUGAAAACUGGACGUAUCCAAGUUGAUGGUCAGAAAGUUCCUAUAUCAUAUGUAGUCCAGCCAUCCCAAAAAAUAAGCCAUUUUCUGCAUAGGCAUGAACCCCCGGUUAUGGCUAUGGAUAUCCAGAUUCUCCACACUGAACCAGAUGUUGUAACUGUUUACAAGCCUGCAACGACUCCUGUACAUCCAUGUGGACAAUAUAGGAAGAAUACAGUUGUUGGUAUUCUUGAAGCGGAGCAUGACUUGGCACCACUAUUUCCAAUUCAUCGAUUAGAUCGCUUGGUCUCUGGACUUCUUAUCAUAGCUAGAAGUGCUUCCAAGGCUGAUAUUUUCAGGCAACAGAUUGAAUCAGGAGAGGUCAAGAAACAGUAUAUUGCAAGGGUGACAGGAGUAUUUCCUGAGGAUGAGCAAGUUGCUGAUGUCAAUGUUAACUAUAAUGCCCGAGAAGGAAGGAGCACGGUUGAGAGACUUGUGCAGGUAGAAAAUGGUCCGACCGAGAAGAAUUCUGUAAAAGGGAAGGCUGCUUGUACCAAAUUCACUAGAGUUAGUACCAAUGGAACAGAAAGCAUUGUUUUGUGUGAGCCAAUCACUGGCAGGACACAUCAGAUACGUGUUCAUUUGCAGUAUCUGGGGCAUCCCAUAGCUAAUGACUCUCUCUAUCUAUCGGAAAGUGUUCCUUCACGUUCUCUUGAAGGAUUGGGUGCUGAUAGAGCUGCAGCAAACUCAGGGCUUGCCCCAAAGGUCAUGCAUUGUGAGAUUAACGAGUCUGGUUCUGCAGAUGAGCCUGCUGAAGAUUUCAACAUCGAUCCUAUGUGUACCAACUGUCCAGAUCUGCCACCCAAAGGAUACGAUGUACAUGAAGCAGCUCUAUGGCUGCAUUGUAUUAGAUACUCGGGCCCUGAUUGGACGUACGAGUGUCCAUAUCCCAAAUGGGCAUCUCUUACAGGUUUCGGUGGUGAUAAAAUAGUGGAUUACAGAGGGGGAUGAAGAUAAUCGAUUUGGAUGAUGAAGUAAAGCAAGAAAUAGAAGGAUCUUAUUUUGAAUCUGGAUGGAUCCUGUAUAGUUGAGCAAUAUCUUCACUUUUAACUCUUCUUUUGCAGAAUUAUUCUUCACCUUUGCUAUUUAGAUGGUGGGCCAAUCUUCAGCUUCAAUUACAACUACUUUCUAGUCAUUCAACACCCACACAGAAUCUCAGUCUAUUACUCCUCUAAGAUUUGUUCUAGUGGUUUUGUUGCAAUGUUUAUAAUUUAAAAUCUCAGUCAUCCAAUAUGGAUAUUAAGAUUUUGAUUUUAUUAUGUUCAUGUUAUUUUUCCACCUUGUAUUGAAAUGACAUUGUUUUGAUAUUUAAUUAGGUGAUUUCUCAUAAUUUUACAAAAUAAAA